GCGCAGCCGAUGACCAGCACUAGCAGCUCUGCGGUGGCCGGUCGUUUCCCAAGUCCCGCCACAAAGGAGGACGAAUUCAGCUGCCUGCAAGAUCGUCAUGAUAAACUCUUAACGACGUGCAUGCGGUUGGAGGAAGAGCUUAGGCUUCUGAGGAAACACCACGACAAGAUGGGUGAUGGGAGGCACAGAGCGGAGGUAAGCGAGGCUGAUUCGGCUAGCGAGUCGUCGAGCUCACCACGGAGUGUACAUUCGAGUGAUCAAGGUGUAGAGCAGGACUCCUUUAAUGAGAACACUGGCAUAUUGAAAAGGUCUUCGUCAGAGCCGUCGUGUAGUGCUUCGGCUCUGUCCCCGUCCAGCCAUAGUCGUCGGGCUUCAUCGUUGGACCGUCCGAGGGGCUCCUCUAGUUUUUCUAGCAUCACUUCAGACUCUUCUGAUGAUAUUGAGGGACAGGAAAUAACAGAGGCUGUAAAGAAACUCCAUCAUUGCACUUGGCGAGCUCAACUGAAAGUUAGAAUAGAGCAGCUGGAGCGGCUCUCCAAGCAGCUUGACGAUACUUACAACACGAGUUUGAACCUGGGCGAUCAGCUGCGACAACAGUCCGAACAAAUGCUACAGUUGCAACAACGCAACGACGAGCUCGAGAGAUCAGAGAAGAAAUGGCAGAAACUUUCUGAUAAGGCACAAACUCAGCUGAAUGCAUGCUUGACAACUUUAGCGCAGCAGUCGACCGAACUGGAGCGGCUGGCUGAGAAGGGUUCAGAUCAUCAUCGGCUGACACGUACAGCAGCAGCUUGGAAUGCAAAAACUGCGAAUUUCAGGAAGGAGGUUGAAAGCAUCCAAUUGGCAAUAGAAGACAUGAGGUUGGACUUAUCUGCCGAAUCGCUUUGAACCAUACCAUUCUAACAUU
Perkinsus marinus ATCC 50983 is the source of this 907-nucleotide messenger RNA. RefSeq lists its product as hypothetical. The record is from RefSeq and is a predicted model, not a curated record. The annotation marks the transcript as partial. The transcript has 7 exons. Lineage: Eukaryota; Perkinsozoa; Perkinsida; Perkinsidae.